Molecule: messenger RNA, 681 nt
Organism: Fusarium poae
Lineage: Eukaryota; Fungi; Ascomycota; Sordariomycetes; Hypocreales; Nectriaceae
Exons: 1
Coding region: 1-681 (226 amino acids)
Source: RefSeq, a predicted model, not a curated record
AUGACAAUAAUCACGUACGAAAUCGACCCUGGCGGUGAUAUUGAGCUCGUGUUGGAAUGCCCAAACAAACAGCAGAUUGUACCAAUCGUCACCUUUGAAGAGAAAGAAAACUUUCGUGUACCCAUGUUUGAUGGCGACAGCGAUGAUUUCUUUGACAACCCGGCCUUGAGUGGACGAUACGCCGUCUUCAACCCUGAGGAAGAAGAGGAAGAAGAAGAUGCCAUGGACGCCGAUGGUGGAGGAGAAGAUGAUACCAUGGAAGCUGAUACUCUAGAAACAAGCACUUCCAACUCUAUCAGUGAUGGGUUGACCGAGGUUCGGAUACGAGUUUCCUCCCGACACCUGAUUCUAGCCUCUCGCACGUUCCGCACCAUGUUGGAGGGGCCAUGGAAAGAGAAUCUCUCUCAGGCCCCCGGCUCUCAGUCUGUUCCCCUCCAGAUCAAGACUACUGACUGGGACGCUGCCGCCCUGGUAAUUGUACUGGAUGUCAUCCACGGGCGUUAUCAGGGUAUCCCAAAAACUAUCGACAUUGGACUGCUGACCCGCAUCGCUACUGUAGUCGACUACUACGAAUGUCACGAAUCCCUUCAGCUUAUCAGCGACAUAUGGAUGGCCAAUCUAUUACAUGAAGUGCCUGGUAGAUUUUGCAAGAUCAGCUUCUUAUGGCUGUACAUCUCCUGA